AUGGGAAUCCGGCUUCUUGGAGUGAUUAGCGCACGGCUCUUCCAGCGAUCCCUGAGCUGGAACCGGUCAUCCCCGACUUCAGACGUGCCCAAGGGUCACUUUCCCGUCUAUGUCGGUGAGGAGAACAAGCGGUUCGUCGUCCCCGUAUCCUUCUUGGAGCACCCUUCCUUCCAAAGCCUGCUCCAGCUUGCGGAGGAGGAACUGGGCGUUGAUCACCAGGCCGGCGGCCUCAGGGUGCCCUGCAGGGAGGACGCCUUCGUCGCCCUAACUAAACGGUUGAGUAGCUGCCGCUCGUGA
Molecule: messenger RNA, 297 nt
Organism: Spirodela intermedia
Lineage: Eukaryota; Viridiplantae; Streptophyta; Magnoliopsida; Alismatales; Araceae
Source: the annotation of a GenBank genome assembly